This is a messenger RNA of Lecanosticta acicola, 2214 nucleotides long. The record is from the annotation of a GenBank genome assembly. NCBI's taxonomy places the organism in Eukaryota, Fungi, Ascomycota, Dothideomycetes, Mycosphaerellales, Mycosphaerellaceae.
AUGUCGACGCAAAAGUACGAAGCCGUUGUUGACGAUGAUGAUGACCAGCAGCGGCGGUUCUCCGUCUCGGAGGAGGAGGACGACGAUGAUGAAGCAGCCUCGACGCGCCGCACGAGGACUUCAGAAGACCUGAGAAGGCACGAUGAUGAGACUAUUGGUGCUGAAGAGGAGGCGGAAAGGUUAUUGGCUGGGGAAGAGAAGGGCGAGGGCGCUGGGGGUUUUCGAGGCCGGCGGGAGCGAGAUACAAGACCACCGCGCUCAUGGCGGAAAGAGAGAUGGAGAGAUGACGGCGAUGGAGGCAGAGGAGGUGGAGGAGGAGGAGGAGAAAGGGGGGAACUGAUGUACAAGGUCGAAGAAGGGAGUAGAUCUGGCCGGUCCAGCGUCGAGAGUAGUCCCAACUCGAGCGAGGUGGACAUGGGCAGAGUGCAGGCCAAAAGGCAGAAGAGGAAAGCUUCCAUCUUCUGUGGGAGACUUGCGGCGAUACACGUCGUGAUCAUUGUGGCCUUUCUGGCGCUGCUGUUUGGCGCAUACAGCGCCUCGCGCUCUCUGAAGCCAGCAACGGCCGCCAAAUCUGCGAUUUCGCCGCAGGUACUCUCCAAUGGAACGCACAGAUUUGCGCCUACUACGAUUCUGAUCUCUCUGGAUGGGUUCCGGGCGGAUUUCCUUCAUCGGGGAUUGACGCCUACGCUGUCCUCCUUUGUCAAGCAGGGUGUAUCACCUAGGUACAUGCUGCCGUCGUUUCCCUCUUUAACCUUCCCUAAUCACUUCACGCUCGUCACGGGCUUGCAUCCACAGGAUCACGGUGUCGUGGCAAACACCUUCUGGGAUCCCACCAUGCAGAAGGAAUUCGACCGGAGUAUGGAUCCUGCCUUCUGGAGCGCCGAGCCAUUAUGGGAGACGGCAGAACUGCAAGGUAUCCGAACAGCCAUUCAUAUGUGGCCCGGGAGCGAGGCGCAUAUUGGAACGAAAGAACCGGCUUAUGUCGACAAAUUCAACAUGGACGAGCCGCUUGAUCGCAAAGUCGAUCGCAUCCUCGGCUGGCUGGAUCUGCCAGGACCGAACGAGACAGAUGCUUCAACGGAAUCGCCGCGACCGCAAUUGAUAGCGGCAUAUGUUCCCAAUGUUGAUACAGACGGACAUGCCUUCGGUCCGAAUUCGACUUACAUUCGAUCGACUAUCUCAGAAGCCGAUGGGAUGCUCGGGUCGCUCUUCAGGGGCCUCGAGGACCGGAAUCUGACGAAUGUGGUGAAUGUGGUGGUUGUGUCUGAUCACGGCAUGGCUACUACGUCGAAUGACCGCUUGAUUCAAUAUGAGGACUUGAUCGAUACUAGUCUCAUUGAACAUAUCGAUGGCUGGCCACUAUAUGGCUUGCGGCCGGUCGAUCAGGUUGAGAAGCAGUUGCAGAACAUCUACCAGCAACUACUCAAGAAGGCCGAACUGCCCCAGCAUUCGGGAAAGUUUGACGUAUAUCUCCGAGACCAGAACAUGCCGGAGCGAUAUCACUUCAGCCACAGUGAUCGCAUUGCACCGUUGUGGAUUGUCCCGAAAGCCGGCUGGGCGAUUGUCGCCAAGGAAGAGUUCGACAUUGCAGCGGCUACAGCUCGAGGUGAUAUCUACAGCCCUCGAGGACUCCAUGGCUACGAUCACGAACAUCCCCUCAUGCGGGCCAUCUUCGUCGCCAGAGGUCCUGCCUUCCCCCACCCUCCGGGUAGCAUCGUUGAGCCUUUCCAGAACACGGAAGUCUACAACAUCGUCUGCGACUCACUGGGACUUGAUCCGAAGCCAAACAACGGCACUAUUCGGCUGCCGUUCAACACCAGUGCUCUGCACGACCCCGACGCUGAAGUCGAAAUUCCUGACGACCCGCCUCCCAUUGAUACUUCAGUGCCGGUCAUUGGGCCGGGAUCGGAUAGCUCCAAACAGCUUCCUGAAGGAUCGCAGAUUCUCCCGCCCAGUCUACCUGGUGUCGAGAAGCUCCCACCAGCUCCUGAACAGCCCGAAACACCUGCAUCGCCUGAGACAGAGCCUGAGAAGCCAGCCGCCGGGGAGGACGACGUGCCGGACCAGAAACAGAACAGUUCGAUGAAAUCCUGGGCGGAAUGGAUCAAUGCCAAGCUCCAGAAUGUCAAAGUCUGGGCGACUGGGCUCUUUGGCGGGAGCAAGGAUGAUACUACUCCGUCAGCGGAAGGCACAGGACGUGGAGACGAUUCGUGA